Molecule: messenger RNA, 1749 nt
Organism: Kickxella alabastrina
Lineage: Eukaryota; Fungi; Kickxellomycota; Kickxellomycetes; Kickxellales; Kickxellaceae
Product: WD40-repeat-containing domain protein
Exons: 6
Coding region: 41-1615 (524 amino acids)
Biological process (GO): nucleocytoplasmic transport
Cellular component (GO): nuclear pore
Molecular function (GO): protein binding
Source: RefSeq, a predicted model, not a curated record
CUUUAUUUUAUUUACAUUUAUAUUUUUUCUCAAUUGUUCAAUGAGCGCGUAUAGAGUGGUUUCGACAUUCGAAGAGAGGGGGAUUCGCCCCCCAUCCAAGGAAUCAGUGACGGUUGGCGAAACAGAUUUGAAAUUUAUACAUCUGCGUGACAGCCAAGACACGUUCUCCAGCUCCGCAAAACAGCCCAUACCGCGUUCUGUACUUAAAGAUGCUGUUGGCGGCGAUUCGGUUGUGCGCAGACAAACAGAGCAGCAGUCGUCUGAUUCCGAGAGCACGGCUCGGCCAGGCCAGAGCCAAAUCGGCGCUUUCAACCAUGCAUCGCAUGCGCUGUGGCUGUGGAAUGCUAAAGAGAAUGCAUCCGACCUUAUUAACUACAUGCAGACACGCUGGCUGCCAGGGCCGCUGGCAUCGGCUGUAUUUGGACAAGUGCCUGGAACAGCGUCAGCAGCGAGGGCAGACGCGAUGGAGGUUGAGGAGGAGGAGGGGAAGAGGAACAUGCUAGCCAAGUCGGAGGGCCCGAUCAGCUGCAUAGCCUGGCACCCACACCGGUCGCUGGUGGCCAUCGCGCACCGUGCUAGUAACACGAUCUUUCUGUACGACAUGGGGAGCGGCACCUGGUGCCCCAACGUGCUGCAAAAUGCGUACAUGCAGGGAAUAACAUCCAUGGCCUGGCAGCCGAACUGUGGCUAUACGCUGGCAGUGGGCUGCUCGACGGGCGUCUGUCUGUGGGGAAUAAUUCCUUCAGCAAACGUACAGCCUUCAGCAAAUCCGCUCAGUGCGCCGAGCUUGGGGUCGAUGCAGUUUUCGUCGUGGAUGACAUUGAUGGCAUUCCCACCGCUUGCUGCUCAGUACCAAUACCCAUCGCGGCUUGCACAUGCCGACAAGACGGCCUUCCACCGCUCCAGCGCAAGCGUCUCUGCCCUGACGUUCAGCCCCAGCGGCCAGUGGCUGAUUACCGGCCACCAGUCACAUGGGCAUUUGACAGUUUGGGACGUCGCAUUGGGCACAGCCACACCGCUGAAGCGCUCUGGAAGCAGCAGCAGAUCGGCUGCCCUGCAGGUAGAGAUAAGCCCCAAUGGGCGCCACCUAGUGUCGACGCACGCAAACGGACAGCUGCGUCUUUGGGAGACAGAAAGCUGGACUUCGCGCGUGUGGUCUGACUUCCACGGAACAUUAGCCGGUUUGCCUGGUCGCCAGACUCGCGGUCGCUUGGCCUCGUCGUUCUUGGCGCACGCCACAGCCACUUCUGAUGGCAGCGAGGACUCUGAGCGCAUUCGACAUCUCCUUCUCGCAGUCUACCUCGUCAACUCACAGGCGCUCUUCCGCGCCGGCGGCGACACCAGUGCGCUCAUGCCUCUUGGCUAUAUCCGUGGGCCGAACUGGGGCAAACAACACCCGCAAGAGGCAACAAGUUCAGAUGAACUCUCGACCCCACCCGUGGCAAAGCAGGACAAGGCUACAAAUAAAAAGCGGGUGCGCCUUGGGCUUCCGAUACCAUCGUGGUUUGGCUUUGCGCCAAAUUUCGAACCGGGGGCAUUGCUGACUGUUGCGUGGGCAAAUGGCAAGGUGACAUUCGUGCCGAUGUUGUUCCGGAACAGCAAUUUUUCAAGUUAAUAGCGUUCUACGCCGAGAGUCUCUGGGAUCGAUAUAUUUUGUGGAUUAUUUAAAUAACCAAAAGCCCAUGGCAAAAUAAACGUAUUUUGGUCACAAAUUAAGUAUAUGUUUCAGAUUGUCCUUGUCACCAACCA